UGGGCAUUAAUUAUUGAACUGGCUGAGGGGUGGGCUUGUCUUUCCCCUGCAGUAACAGAGGACACAGAGAAUGCAAACCUUUACUUGGGAAAUAAGGGAGCCAGGUUUCUACCGAAACUUGAGAUUUACUGAAACUUUAAGAACUGGAUGAGAUUCAUUCAGUAGCUUUUCAAGAAAUCUGCUUUGGGGGAUAAUUUUGGGUUCAAGAUGUUUGCUGUGCAUUUGCUAUCCUUUUAUUUUUCAAAACUGAAAGAAGACCAGAUUCAAAAGGUGGACAAGUUCCUGUAUCACAUGCGCCUCUCGGACGAGCAGCUGCGAGACAUCAUGAUGCGUUUCCGGGUGGAGAUGGAAAAGGGCCUGUCAAGGGACACCAACCCCACAGCCACAGUUAAGAUGCUGCCCACGCAUGUCAGGUCCACCCCGGAUGGAUCAGAGAAGGGUGACUUUCUCGCUCUGGAUCUUGGCGGGUCUAAGUUCAAAGUGCUUCGGGUGAAGGUAUCAGAUGAUGGGAAGCAGAGAGUUGAAAUGGAAAGUCAGCUUUACCCAACCCCAGAGGAGAUCAUGAGCGGCAAAGGGACAGAUUUGUUUGAUCACGUAGCUGAAUGUCUGAAGCAUUUUAUGGAGAAGCAACAUAUGAACACGAAGAGACACCUCCUAGGAUUCACCUUCUCCUUUCCCUGCAAUCAAACCAAACUAGAUAAGGGUGUGCUGUUAUCAUGGUCUAAACAUUUCAAAGCCAGAGGAGUACGAGGCACAGAUGUGGUGGACUCCUUGCGGAAGGCUAUCGACAAAACUGGGGGCAUGGACGUGGAUGUUUUGGCCUUGGUAAACGACACUGUAGGGACAAUGAUGGCCUGUGGAUAUGACGAUCAGUACUGUGAAGUUGGUGCCAUUAUAGGUACGGGUACCAAUGCGUGUUACAUGGAGGAGAUGAGACACAUUGAUCUGGUGGAAGGGGACGAGGGGAGGAUGUGCAUCAACACUGAGUGGGGAUCAUUCGGGGACGAUGGCUCGCUGGAAGACAUCCGCACCGAGUUCGACAGAGAUAUUGACUUGGGAUCCAUCAACCCUGGGAAACAACUGUUUGAGAAGCUGAUUAGUGGAAUGUACAUGGGGGAGCUGGUAAGAAUCAUUCUGGUGAAGAUGGCCAGGAAAGGUCUGCUGUUUCAGGGCAGGAUGUCAGACGCACUGUGCAUCAAGGGCAAGUUCCAGACCCAAUACGUGGCUGAAAUAGAAAAAUAUAAGGAGGGUCUGAGUAACGCUAAGGCAAUCCUAACUGAUCUGGGACUCAGCCCUUCAGAGGAUGACUGCAUUGCCGUCCAGCAUGUCUGCACUGUCGUCUCAUUCCGCUCAGCCAAUCUGUGUGCUGCAGCUUUAGCCGCAAUUCUUAAUCGUCUGCGAGAGAAUAAAAAACUCAAGUGCCUCAGGACUACUGUCGGUAUGGAUGGAACAGUCUACAGAACUCAUCCACAGUAUGCUAAGCGUUUACACAAGGUGGUGAAGUGUCUGGUACCGGACUGCCACGUGCGGUUCCUGCUCUCAGAGAGUGGAAGUGGGAAGGGUGCUGCCAUGGUAACGGCGGUGGCGUAUCGGCUGGUGUCUCAGCGCAAGCAGAUCGAUGAGACCCUUGCUCCAUUCAGACUGUCCCCCCAGCACCUGCAGGAUGUGAAGGACAAGAUGAGAGUUGAACUGGAGCGUGGGCUGAAGAAGGACACGCAUCACAGCGCAAGCGUCAAGAUGUUGCCAUCGUACGUCUGCGGGCCACCAGAUGGGACAGAAAGAGGAAAGUUUCUUGCUUUGGACCUGGGGGGUACCAAUUUCCGAGUACUUCUGGUCAAAAUCUACAGUGGUCUGCGCAAAUCCAUCCGAAUGUACGACAAGAUUUUCGCCAUCCCUUUGGAAAUCAUGCAGGGAACUGGUGAAGAGCUUUUCGAUCACAUCGUUCACUGCAUCUCUGACUUCCUGGAUUACAUGGGUAUGAAGAACACCCGCCUGCCCCUCGGAUUCAUCUUCUCCUUCCCGUGCAGGCAGGCUGGAAUUGAUAAGGGCUCUCUCGUUAGCUGGACCAAAGGUUUCAAAGCCACAAACUGCGAGGGGCAGGAUGUAGUUGACAUGCUUAGGGAAGCCAUGAAAAGGAGAAAUGAUUUUGAUCUAGAUAUUGUUGCCGUGGUGAACGACACAGUCGGAACGAUGAUGACCUGCGCUUAUGAGGACCCCAACUGUGAAAUCGGACUGAUCGUGGGGACUGGGAGUAACGUGUGCUACAUGGAGGAGAUGCGGAACAUAGAGACAGUGGAGGGAGAGGAAGGGAGAAUGUGUGUGAACACCGAGUGGGGGGGAUUCGGGGACAAUGACUGCAUUGAAUUCAUUAGAACCAAGUUUGACAGAGAAGUUGAUGAAGGGUCCCUAAACCAAGGUAAACAAAGGUACGAGAAGAUGACCAGUGGCAUGUACUUGGGGGAGAUAGUCCGUCAAAUCCUCAUUGACCUCACCAAACGUGGGCUGCUGUUCAGAGGGCAGAUCUCAGAGAGACUCCGGACCACGGGAAUAUUCAAAACCAAGUUCCUGUCCCAGAUUGAGAGUGAUCGUCUGGCCCUGCUCCAGGUGCGAGGCAUCCUGCAGCAGCUGGGUCUGGACAGCACGUGUGACGACAGUAUCAUUGUGAAGGAGGUGUGCGGCGUGAUCUCGCGGAGAGCCGCUCAGAUCUGCGGGGCCGGCAUGGCUGCCGUCGUCGACAAGAUCCGGGAGAACCGAGGACUGGAGCAGCUGGACAUCACCGUCGGGGUGGACGGGACUCUCUACAAGCUGCACCCACAUUUCUCGAAGGUACUGAAGGAGACAGUGAAAGACUUGGCCCCCCAGUGUGACGUCACUUUCAUGCUUUCUGAAGACGGGAAUGGGAAAGGGGCUGCCCUCAUCACAGCUGUGGCUCAGAGCUUACACAGCCAAACGUAGUGUCAACGUCACUUUCUACUAGUUUAAUACAGCCCUCAUGAGGCUAACAAUCACUGUCAGAAUGAGAUAAUAGUGAUGGUACUUUAUAUGACCUAGAUUUUCAAAGUAUUUCAUUGUUUACCUAUUUAGUAUCCCAGUUUUGUGUGUUUUCUGUCAUUUUGUUUUUUUUCACCAUUUACCGUGAUUACAUGGUACCUGGGUCUUCGUUAAAUGUUGAAUUUGUGAGGUGGUUUUGAAAGUAGUAACCUCUAUGGGUGUGUAGCUGAAACUGCCUUUAUAAAAGUGUUAGAAAUAAAAUCAUAGCAAAGGGUAAUACAGCAUAGGUAAGCAUUGUGAAGGGCACAUAGGUAUGGUUAAGAACAUUGCAAACCAUGGUUAAUGUCCCCUCAGAAACUGAUUUUAUUUUACAUAACAUACAUAUAGAAUGUUAAACAUGUAAGUAAAUAGAUUGUCCUGAAAUGUAUAUGGUACAGUACAUCUUUUUAAAUGCAUAGACAAGUUUGGUUCAUGCAGCAUCAGUUUAAUCAUGUUGUAAUUUACUGUAACUUUUUUAAUAGAAAAAUAUUAAACUGCCAACUGAGUAUUUAAAAUUUGGUCAAGCAAUGUUUUUAAAAAUAACAACACAUGUACUGUAUAACCCUUUUCCUAAACAGUUUUGGUAACUGCAAACUUGAUUUAAUUAAUAAAAAUGGGCUUGAAAAAACAGGCCUGAACAAAUCAUUCCUUAAAACAGUAAAUUGGGCUAAUUUUCAGUUUCGGGAUUGAGCCAUAAGCAAACUAAUGAGGCAAAACAGCAGUUAUGGUUAUCUCUUAAACAUGCCUGUAAUGGAACACCUCUUUCACAAACGUUUCACAAUGAAGACUUCAGGAAAGAUUACUUGUUGAAAGGUUCGUCAAAGAUGUUUACUAAAUAGCAUUGAGUGUUUUAUAAUUACAAAGUAAUGACAGUAUAGACUAAGACAAAUCUUUAUUU
Polyodon spathula (Mississippi paddlefish) is the source of this 3928-nucleotide messenger RNA. Its product is annotated as hexokinase HKDC1-like. Bases 208 to 2955 code for a protein of 915 amino acids. The record is from RefSeq and is a predicted model, not a curated record. Gene Ontology annotation, molecular function: glucokinase activity; ATP binding; D-glucose binding. Lineage: Eukaryota; Metazoa; Chordata; Actinopteri; Acipenseriformes; Polyodontidae. Gene Ontology annotation, biological process: glucose 6-phosphate metabolic process; glycolytic process; intracellular glucose homeostasis. Gene Ontology annotation, cellular component: mitochondrion; cytosol. The transcript has 18 exons.